AUGAUACGAGAAGAGGAAAAAACAGUAGGAGUCCACAUGAUAGACGACGACGUGACGACAAAGAUAAACUUCCACAGCAAGGUGCACGGCAACUAUGAUGGUGCUGUGAAAAUCAAUAAACCUCGUCGCUAUCGCCAGUACAUGAACAGAAAGGGUGGAUUCAAUCGUCCACUUGACUACAUUGCCUGA
Molecule: messenger RNA, 189 nt
Organism: Angiostrongylus costaricensis
Lineage: Eukaryota; Metazoa; Nematoda; Chromadorea; Rhabditida; Metastrongylidae
Source: the annotation of a GenBank genome assembly